GUGCAAAGGCUAUGGUUAUGGUGGAUCAGAACCACGAACUCCGAAACAGAGUUCUGGCAUCAAGGGAGUCUGCCCUUUUCCAAAAGGGGUAUCUUGAGGAGGAGAAUAUGGCUGCUCUUCCCCACUCAGCAAAGUCCCAGGUGCUUCAGGGCUUGUCUUUCAAGGACGUGGCUGUGAACUUCACCGAGGAAGAAUGGAGAGAACUGGAUCCCGCUCAGAGAGACUUGUACAGGGAUGUAAUGCUUGAGAACUACAGGAACCUGGUCUCCUUGGGAUUUCCAUUUUCUAAGCCUGAUAUCAUCUCCCAAUUGGAAAAAGCAGAAAACCGAUGGAUGCAGGAGAGAGAAGUACCCAGAAGCAGCUGCAUAUAUUUGGAGACCAGAAGGUCAAACCCAAAGGAGGUAUUUUCUGGAAAAGAAUCAUACCAGGGGAUAAAUAUGGAGAAAAGCACAGGGGCUGAUGUUCCUUCCAGUUUGAAGGAAGCCUGGGGAUAUGCAGAGACCAAAGAGGAUGCUCAAGAUAGACUCGGGAAAGAAGCAACAGUUCUCUUCACGAAAAGAACUUCUAUGGCCAAUAGUAACCCCAAAUGUAUUGAAUCUGGCAGACAUGUUAGUCUGAAGUCAGACUUUGUUAUACAAUCAAGACACCCCGAAGAAGAGAGACCUUAUACAUCUGAUGCUCAGGGAAAGAGCUUUAAACAGAAUUCAAAAUUAAUAAGACAUCAGAAAAAGAGCAUAAAUGAGAAAGCUCUUCAGGGUAAUGUAUGUAGUAAAAUACUCAGUGAUCAUUCAGUUUAUGUUCAACAUUGUACAGUUCAUAAAGGAGAAAAAAAUAUGGAACAUAAUCAGAAUGGGAAGACCUUUGGUCAUGGUAUACACCGCACGGAACAUCAGAAAAAUAAUACUGCAGAGAAGACUUAUGAAGAUAGGAAAGUCUACACCUGGAACUCACACCUUGCCAAACAUCAUCAGAACGUUCAUGGUGGGCAGGUACAUGAAAGAGCCUUAAUUCAGAAUGCACCAUUUAUUCCGCAUCAGAGAUCUGAACAUGGAGAGAAACCUUAUGAAUGUAGUGAAUGUGGAAAAACUUUUGGGAAUUACUCAGCCCUUACAGUACAUCAGAGAAUUCACACUGGAGAGAAACCCUAUGCAUGCAAGGAAUGUGGGAAAGCCUUUAAUCAUAACGUCUCUCUUAUUCAACACCAGAGAAUCCAUACUGGAGAGAAACCCCAUGAAUGUAGUGAAUGCGGGAAGGCUUUUAGUCAAAUAACGCACUUUAUUCAACAUCAGCGAAUUCACACCGGUGAGAAACCUUAUGAAUGUAACGAAUGCGGUAAAGCCUUUAGUCACAACUCAUCCCGUGUUGAACAUCAGUUUAUUCAUACUGGAGAGAAGCCCUACGAAUGCAGCGAAUGUGGGAAAGCCUUUAGUCACAACUCUUCCCUAAUUGUCCAUCAGUUUAUUCACACUGGAGAGAAACCCUAUGAAUGUAGCGAGUGUGGCAAGGUCUUUAGUCAGAGCUCACACCUCUAUCAACAUCAGAGAACUCACACUGGAGAGAAACCAUACACCUGUAAGGACUGCGGGAAAGCCUUCAGUGAUCGAUCAGCCCUUAUUCGACACCAGAGAACUCAUACUGGAGAAAAACCCUACAAGUGCAGAGAAUGCGGUAAAGCUUUCAGCCAGAGCUCGACGCUCAUAAAACACACAAAAACCCACACUGGAGAGAAACCGUAUGCCUGUAAAGACUGUGGGAAAGCCUUCAGCCAGAGUUCAUCCCUAACGCAACAUCAGAAGAUUCACACUGGAGAAAAACCGUUUGAUUGUCACGAGUGUGGGAAAGCCUUCAGCAGGAGUGCCCAUCUUACUCAGCACCAGAGGAUUCACACCGGAGAGAAACCCUGUGGGUGUAAUGAAUGUGGCAGAGCUUUCAGGUGUAGUUCAGCCCUCAUUAGGCAUCAGAAACUUCACAGUGGAGAAUCACUCUUAAUGUCUGGUCAUUCAGACCCAUCACUUUGUUAAAUACCAAAGAAUCCUACCUUCAUGAGUUACUAUAAUUGUGAUCCCCCCCUUUUUUUCUGAGGCCUAAGAAUCCUUGCCUCCCAUUUUCUCCUGCAAAGAAUUAGCUUCCAGCAUACCACAAAUCCAUGUGAAAAAGUACUGAUCUGGAAGCUGGAAUAUCCCGAGAGCAACCAUCAGUCUUUCUGCAUGUGUAUUUUCAUCAUGCCUGAAGAUGACUGAUGUCACCAUGAAGUGAUUUUUUUUCCUAACCCCAGGAUUGGGCUAUUCCAACGUGCAAAGGAAUUCCAGUUCUUUAAACUUGAGCUCAUUGCCCCUCUUUGUACUGCUUGGAAUACCGCCCAUGUCCAAGUUAAAUAGACUCAUGGUCGAUCGUAUAUUUGAAAACCGCCUUUCUAGUAAUCUUUGCCUUAAUGUAAAUCAUUCCUCCUCCUAGCAGUACUGUCCUCACUAAAAGGGCUACUUUGAACUCUCCCUUCUCACUGACUUCCCUGUCCUUCUCUUCUGUUUAAAGUGUUAGCUGCAGCUGGAAGUUCAACAGGGCUUGAGUUUCAGAGCUGAAAAGCACAACUGAAGAUAGAGGGGAAAAGGGAUUUUUGUUCUGAAAAC
Molecule: messenger RNA, 2627 nt
Organism: Enhydra lutris kenyoni (northern sea otter)
Lineage: Eukaryota; Metazoa; Chordata; Mammalia; Carnivora; Mustelidae
Product: zinc finger protein 184-like
Exons: 5
Coding region: 12-2021 (669 amino acids)
Biological process (GO): regulation of DNA-templated transcription
Source: RefSeq, a predicted model, not a curated record